Molecule: messenger RNA, 3099 nt
Organism: Ostrinia furnacalis (Asian corn borer)
Lineage: Eukaryota; Metazoa; Arthropoda; Insecta; Lepidoptera; Crambidae
Gene: B4
Product: imaginal disc development protein B4
Exons: 4
Source: RefSeq, a predicted model, not a curated record
UCAGGGUGGUUUUCGUCAUGUGGAUGCCGAGGGGGUGCGUUGGCGGCGCCGCGCGGGUCGGUGGCUGCGUUGCUGCGAGCGCGAGCGUUCGCGCUCGUGUCGCCGCGAGCAAUCUCUGCGUACCGAGCGAGACCUGCGUCGGAGAGCGGGCGAGUGGGCGCGCAGUACGAGCGGGCAGCAGCGCGGCCGGGGACGCCGCUCCGACUGGCGGGAGUCUUCGCAGACGGCAGCAAGGCGAAAGCGCCCAAGUACGCCCAGCUCAUCGACCCGCAGGGGAAUGAGCUCUUCGUGCCUAUCAACACCAAGGGGGAACUCUACGAGGUGUGCCCUGAAGAACUGUCGCCUGCAGAGUGGGGCUCCGCGGGAGAGGGCCCGGCCUCCGCCCCGCCUCCUGAUGCGGCAGCGAAGGCCCACCGGCUCCCUCACCUGUUGAGCCUGUGGAGGCUGCCGACGAGGGUCCGGCUGCUGGCUGGGACUGUACCUAUUGAGAUGGCACACGAUGUUGGAGACGAUCUUCUACUGCGGGCGGCGGUGACGGAACCGGUGCUGGUGAUGUGCACGCUCCCCGAAUACAACUCCCUGCCCUCCAGCCCGAGCAAGCAGGUCGACCCUCGCUACCACGCCAAGGAGGCUCUCCAACUCCUCCCAUUAAACAGCACGGUCAAGGUCCGCCGCACCCAACUCGGCUUCGAAAACGAAAAGCGAAUGUUCCUCUCCGCCCGUCUCCAGAAAGCACUAACCUUCUGUCAACUCAACGUUGACAACUGGAUCAGGCAAAUCUCCUACGCUAACAACGCAGUGGUUGGCAAAGCGAAGACAGCUGAGGAUCUCAUGAAAGAAGAACAUGAACCCAUCAAGUUUGAGAAAGAAAAGAAGUUUACGCUGCAAGGAUUGAAAAUAGACACGUCUAGGCUAUUUGGGAAAAGCGAUAAGGUGUUGAAGGAUAUCCCGGAUGAAACUGAAGGGUCCAUUAUAUUUUUGAGUAAAAACGAAUUGGAACAUAUGAAUUAUGACGUCUAUAGUGAUGAUGAGGGAAAAGACGAUAAGAGUGAAGAUAAAGUGGAGCACGAACACUUCUCCAGUGAUAAAAUGCAGGUGUUCAGGGAAGAUUCAGGGCAGAAGAAGAGCAAAUGGUUCAAAAACCUAAAACUGUUAAAGAGUACGGAGAAACUAGAUGAAAAGAUAACAGCAAUAGAAAACACUGAGAAGUUGAGAGACUUCAAAGAUCCGUUUGAUCCUUUAGGGGAAAAACACAGUUCUAUAGAGAGGUAUCAAGACAUGGCUAAACUAAUCGAAGACAGAUUUGGUGGGUCGAGGAAAAAUGACAGUACAGCGGAAAAGAGCCAUUCUUAUAAGAGUCUUACUACGUCAUCUUCUGACAUGGGCACAAGUCAGUGCAGCUCUAACCAUAAAAAACCAGUGUUAACAAAAUCUGUAUCUGUCCAAACAGGAAUGCCAGAUGGCACUUACACCCCCGAAGAAGACAGCGGAAUCAACAUGAAACAUGGCCGCAAAAAUCUUAGCGUUGAUCAAAUUAACUACUGUGGUUCCAUGGAAAGUGACACCAGUUCUGGAAGAAAACUGAAAUCUCUGGAUGAGAACAUGCUCAAAAAAUCAAUGGCCACAAAAUCGUCGACGAAUUUGGAAAGGCGACAGAGGAUACAACCAGAUUUGAUUCCAGAAAAGGCCAUGGUCAAGUCAGAAUCUUACAAUCAGAUUCAGAGCUGCGAAGAAAUAAACAUGUUCGGAGUUGGAUCGCUAUACAACGAUAGUGACUUCGAAAUUAAUUACAAGCAGCAUUCCUACAUAACAGAGAAGCUUUGUUCAGAAUUCCACGUGAAAACUAAAAGGGUUUUGAGCAAGUCUACUUCGAACCUGCUGCAUCCUAAAAAACUGACGGACAAAAAGGAGGGUAGCAACAGCAACAGUAUGCCGACCAAAACCGAACGAACGAACGACGACAAACUCUCUAAUUUUAGGAAGAAAAUCGACAAACCUAGAGCACCAACGCCCAAAUCUGAAAUAGAGGAAGAUCUCACUCCUAUUGACAUUUCCGAAGAAGAGCCUCAUGUCCAAGUAAAGAUAAGGCGGUCGAUAUCUUCUAUACAAAAGCGUAAAUUGCCUGUGAUAGAAGAUUUACCUUACGGACAAGUGGCAGACGCUGUUGAAAUCGAAGAAGAAAAGGCAGUCUCUGAUGCUAGCUCUGACAACAUUUACGCAGAGAUUUGCACUCCGAACGGCAACAAGACAAGCGAUGAAGAAAACUACGAUAACAACGUAGAUAUACUGGCUACGGACCCUGUGAUUUGUAACGUUAAGAAAGAAGUGAUAAUAAGAAACGACGAGCGAGCGAGACAGAUGAUAGAGAACCAAGAGAAUCCUUUCAGACAUAUCGAAGUGGUGGUCAUAGAGAAAACCACAGACUUUGAUUUAGAUAAUUCGAGCGUUACGUCCAGUGAGCUAGACGAUUUAGGCAGCAAGAACGACGUGUCUAUCAUCGAUUCUUGGGAGCGAGAUAAGGUUACUCUCUCGGAUCAGAAAGUCCAUGCGAUCAGACUAGAAAUAACCAGCAAUAUGGACGACUAUCCGAUUGAUAACGAACAGAAUAUAGAUAGGACAGACGUUUUGAUAAGCAAAGACAAUUUGAGCUUUAGUAACAGCAUACACUUGAAUGGUACUUACCCUACAGAGGCCAUCUACGAUACUUUAAAAUAGUUUUAGACAUGAUAUCACAAUUUUUGUGCAGUCACGAUGUAGAUUUUUAAGCGAAAAUGUUGUAUAAUAUUUGUCUAAAAAGUCAAAUGUAAUACCAUUUUCGGAGGUUCACUACAGCUUUUCAUUAUUUUAUUGUAUCAAUAAUUUUUAGCGCAAUGAUAUAAUUUUAGCAAUAUUUUGUAUGCCAUUAACAUAAACUGUUGAAGAAAAUCUGAAAUUUCUAGUUACAGAUUACCUCUUCAGAGAAAAUAUACAGAAAUGUAUAAAUAAACAUCACAAUGUAAUAGAACUUAUGUAUAAGUUAUGACCUAAUUAUAGAACGUAAGACUUUUUAGACAACUACCCUACCUAUGUACUUAGUAACCACUAAUUAAAGUAUAAUAU